GAAUACACGUCGAACUGUCAAUAGUGUCAAAUCAAAAGGAAAAUUAAAGGGAAAAUCCGGAAAAUCGUCAUCGUCGUUUUAUUUCCAAAUUAGUAAAUCGGUAAAUUAAAUGCAAGUUUUUUAACAAAAAAAAUGGCUAGUGUCGGUUUUCGUUGGCUGGAUAUUUUAGAAAAAGAAUUUGACAAAGCUUUUGUUGAUUUGGAUUUGGCAUUAGGAGAGAUUGAAGUUGAAGAGACCAAUGCUGUCUUCAACGCCCGACAGAGAUUGUGUACUCUUGGUUCUUGCUUUGCACAACUCUCACAUAAAGCUCAAACCAUUUUUCAAAAUAGUGCUAAAGUAGAGGCCGAAUUAAUCCAUCUCCGUGCCGAAUUGAUCGAUUCGAAAUCGAAAAAGGAAAUAUUGGAAAAUGAGCUGCACAAUAUAUUGCUUCAGCUACAUUCGUCACAAUUAUCGCAGCUGCCUGAGAGUUUAGGCAACAAGAAGUUGGAUCAACAUUUUAAACCCGAUGUUAGUGCAAUCAAAAGGCGACUGGAAGCUGAAAUACGACAGAGUCCUUUACGGAUUCGAAGAAGUGUGAGCACCGAUACCAAAGAAAAAGAACCAGAAAUGAAAAUCAGUCCAACGGCACUAGAACCGAUUCACACAAAAAUUGAAAACGCACAGCUUAUGGCCGAAAAUACAGCGCUUAGGAACGACAUUCUCGCACUAACUGCCGAAGUAUACGGCGCCAAGUUAGCAGCUAAAUACUUGGACAAAGAACUAGCCGGCAGGAUACAACAGCUUCAGCUACUAGAAUUUACAGGUAAAGAAAUGCGCGGCGAGAUUCGAGACAAGCUUUGGGGUCAGCUCGAGUCUGAAAUUCUGCUUCAAAGGCACAAAACAGUAGUUAGGGCUUGUCGACGGAAUAGUUCCUUGAAUAACAAUCAGGACAAGUGUCUGAAGCCGCCACCGGAACCCGCAAGAAGUAACGGACAUUUUGGCGACAUCAGAAAUGUUGUUGUCAAGCGCAAACCGGAACAGGGCCUUGGAAUUAGUAUUACGGGUGGUAGAGAACACGGAGUUCCCAUAUUGAUAUCCGAGCUAGAGCAAAACGGACCGGCUGCAAUGUCGGACCAAUUGUACAUUGGCGAUGCUAUUUUGUUCGUGAACGAUAUAGAUUUAAGGAAUUCCUGCCAUAAGGAGGCCGUUUCGAUUCUGCAACAGCAGACUGGCGAUUGUAUUUUGCAAGUGCAAUAUAUUGCUGCCGAUGAUAGUGAUAAUUCGUUGGAAGAGGAUGGACUUAAUUUUAGAUUUUUCAAUGAAGAGGUGUGCGAUUCAAGCACAUCAAGCCAAGUGAAAGGAUCUCCAGAAAUCGUCAACACACCUACGGCUCCGAGGACGCCCGAAUCGAAUCCAGAGAGCAGGUUAUCGCUUAGAAACAGCACUGAAAACAUAAGAUCUCCAAGUCCACUAGAUAAUGUCAGUAACGGAAAUAAAAACAGAACAAGAAGAUAAAACUGCAACGUUGCAAUUGCACAACUCAAACAAUAACGCUUUGCCUGAUAAUAUCACAAAAUUUUCUGAUAUGUUAUCAAACGUCGAUACCAGCGAACUAGUAUUACUGGAUAAUGCUACAAACAACAUAAUCAAACUAGAAGAUUUCAAAAAAGUUGAUGUUUUUGCUACAAUGGAGAGCAACUUUAAUUGUUCAGCGAAUUCGCUUAUUUCGGACAAUUUGUCUUCCCCCAUGCAAACUAGCACUGAUGUUUAUUUAGAUUCGGAAAUUUUAUCUACAGAUAUCGCCUCGAACGAUUCACAUUCACCUAAAAAUUUACAGACUGACAAAAAGGCAAGUUUCAAUUACGAGAAUAUAAUAGAAAUUGAAAAAAUUAACGAGUUUCCCGAAAAGUCGGUGUAUCACUCAAACGAAUCGCUAGCUAAAAGUGAUCAAAGUUUAUUGAAUUCGGAUGAAAGUGGUAGCAGUUCACCUGUUCAUAAGAUGAACAGAAAUUACAAAAAACAAAAAAAGACAAGGAAGAAGUAUUUUGGGGUGAAGACUUUACAAAGCAUUUUCAAUAAACACGAUGGCUACUCUGAUGUAUCUACAACAGCUAGUGAAUUUGGCGAAGAAAUUGCUAUUGCUAAUUGCGAAGAAAAACCAAAUAUCAAAUUCAGCGCACCUGAAGUUACUAAACCAUCCAAACAUACCAUGAUAUGUCCCGAAACAAGUCCCCAGUUUGAAGAACAUGUGCAUAACAUAAUUUCGGAUAUUUUCACAAAAAGUCAAAUCGAUCCAGCUAUUAUGAAGCCUGUUAAGCCAGCCUCAAAAAAAUACUUUUCCCUGCACGGACAAAAUCUCAGAGUCGGUAAAGCUUUACGGUUGUGUCCCAAUGAAGACUUGACUGACGGUAUGGAUCAUGAUCAGAAAAAAGAAAAAUUGUUAGCUAGAUACGUUUAUAAUGCAAACUCUUUGAAUGUUGAUGGGGUCGGCGAUCCAGAUUUUGGUACACCUGUUUAAAUCGUUUUUGAUGAAGAAUAAAGUCGUUGCACUAAAGCUUAACAGCGCACCAUAUAGCUUUGACCUAAGAUUUACUUUUUGUUUCAUAAAAGUCAGAUAAGACCUAUGUUAUCAAAUAUGGGAAGGAAGAUGUCGUAGCUUUUAUCAUUUUUGAUGUGUAAACAUGGUUUUUGAGCUCGUGAAGAAAAAUAGGAACCCUGUGAAGUACAGGCAGGAUCUACAUACAUUUUUAUAAAACACAAACAUUUGUAUUUAGUAAUGCGCUUCAGGCUUUAGUGCCCAAUUAAUAUACCUAAAAAUGUAAUCUAGUAGCUAGGUACUAUAAGUAGCAACUAGCUAGGCUAAUUGAAAUUAAUAAUCCUAGGAUUUUGAUGAGAACUUUUUAAUGGAGAAAGAGAUUAGGAAAUAACGUGAAUAAUUGAUGUUGAAGAUGGAUAAAAGUUUAAAUGUGGGCAUUACAUUAUUUGUAUUUCUCAACUAAUAAGGCAGUUCAUUUGUACCUGCUCUAUCUGCUCGAAAAAUCAGGAAGAUCUGCUAGGAGCUGCUAUAUAUGGGACAAGUAAACGCCAAUCUGCUGCUGAGAUCUGCUUGAAGCAAGAAAAGCAGUACAAAUGAACACCCUAAAUAUUUAAGUCUAUGCUCCGACAAUGUCAAAAGUUAUUAUAAAUGAUAAUUUUUGUAAGAGUUUUGACAAUUUUGGAACAAAACUAUACAAUAUACUUAGCUAUCUAGUUAGGCUAUACAAUGACCACUUCAAAUAGAUAGACAUAGCUUUGGUGAAGAUUUUUCUAGUAGUUUAAAUGUAAUUGCUUGUUCUCUUUUACUACGUUACGUGACAUUCCUGUUUUUGAUAUACCUAAAUAUAGAAAUAUAAGAAAAGAAAAAUGAUUAUCAAACUAAUAGGAAAGAAAAAUCAAAAGCGGUAACAGGUUAGUAGAAAGUUAGUUUUUCACGGAGUCUUAUGAAUAAAAUGAAAAAGUUUCAUAGUUUGAGGUGGCAAUUUAUGGUUAGUUCUCACUUUCUACUAAUCUACCCUUAUGUGGUUGAUAGCGAGCGUCAGUAUGUAAUUUUAUAAUAAGUAUACAUAUUUUAGUGAUACGUUCUAUUUUUCCCCCAAACAAAAUGUUUAAAGUUGAAAUCUCAUUUUUUAGUGUAAUUCUCUAGUGUCCAUAGUCCAUAUUAAUGAAUACCUACACAUCUUCUGGCCGAAAAAAAAAUUAUAUGUUUAGAGUAGCAAAAAACUAUGAAAAAUUCAGUGAAAUCUUUAGAUUAUAUUUUUUAACAAUAUGUAUGUAUUUUUUUAAGGUCGCUCAAAUUUAAAUAGAUAAGUAUUAAGAGACAACCCCAUAGCUGUUAUAUUAGUCGAUGCCUGUUUGUAGAUUUAAGAUUUUGUAUUUAGUUUGUUUUCUAUAUCCACUUCUAUAAUCCGAUAUUUGGUUUUUUACCUAUUUUUGUUAGCGAUACUUUUAUAAGGAUGUUUUCAAAAGCGCAUCGAUGAGAGAAAGCAUACUCUUAUUGCUUCAUCUUCAUGUCCGAAUCCACUAUAACUUUGGACAAUAUCUAUAUAUCCGGCUCCGGCUAUCUACUGGAAAGUAGUUGGGCUUCGUGAAAUCUAUCCGAUUUUAGCCUUCCUGCUGUAGCUUCAAAAUGUAAAUCAGCUAUGUUUCUUGCAGUAUUUUGGGUAGUUAGUACCAAAUGUUAUACCAAAUUAUAAGUAUAGUAUGGUAUGUAUAUGAUAAUUUGCUUCAAUAGGAAAAAUUAAAUAUCGGUUUAUAGUGAAAUAUCUAUUGUAAUAUUGCAUUGAGUUUUUUAAAAACCACUAAGGCUUUAACCUUAUACCUUACCUAUGUAUAUUCCUAUAAAAAGUAUUUGCUUUACUUUUUUCUUCCUAAUCGCGUUUAUCGUUAUUCACAUAUCUAUUAAAAAAUUUGAAAAAG
Molecule: messenger RNA, 4434 nt
Organism: Ceutorhynchus assimilis (cabbage seed weevil)
Lineage: Eukaryota; Metazoa; Arthropoda; Insecta; Coleoptera; Curculionidae
Source: the annotation of a GenBank genome assembly